Spodoptera frugiperda (fall armyworm) is the source of this 1200-nucleotide messenger RNA. RefSeq names its product serine/threonine-protein kinase PITSLRE-like. Gene Ontology annotation, molecular function: cyclin-dependent protein serine/threonine kinase activity; ATP binding. The transcript has a single exon. Gene Ontology annotation, cellular component: nucleus. NCBI's taxonomy places the organism in Eukaryota, Metazoa, Arthropoda, Insecta, Lepidoptera, Noctuidae. The record is from RefSeq and is a predicted model, not a curated record. Bases 1 to 1200 code for a protein of 399 amino acids. Gene Ontology annotation, biological process: regulation of mitotic cell cycle; protein phosphorylation.
AUGUCAGAGGAAGUUACGAAUAUUUCUAACUCCUCGUCACACAGACCGUCUCAAGCUGCUAAUCAGAAACCACGUAAAGACAAAAGUGGUUUGAAAAAGGCAGCAACGGACAGAAUAUCCAAAAACAAAAUACGGAGAGAGAAAACUAAUCCCAAGCACAAGACGUCGAAGGGGAUUAAAAAACAACAGCAAGACAUCAUUGAUGCUGAAUCGCCCUUCCAUCCGGCGUUCCAGAGUUGUCGAUCUGUAGACGAGUUCCAAUACCUCUACAAAAUCGACGAAGGAUCAUUCGGAGUUAUACAUGGAGCCAAGGACAAACGGACGGGAGAACUCGUUGCCCUCAAACAACUAAAAAAAAUCAACGAAAGGGAAGGAUACUCCAUCGCCGCUCGGAGAGAGCUUGAGAUAUUACAUAAAAUGCAGCAUCCUAAUAUCGUCGCAAGCCGCGGACUAGCGUCAAGUUCCAGGAACGACCGAGUGUAUAUAGUCAUGGAGCUCGUUGACUACGACCUUAAAACUUUCAUGCAAACAAUGCACAGCAACAAACAGUUGUUCUCAGUUGAACACGUGAAAUGCUUAAUGAAGCAACUGUUGAGGGCGGUGCAACACCUUCAUGACCAUCACGUGAUGCAUCGCGACCUCAAAACAAGUAAUAUCUUGCUGUCGAACGAAGGUGUCCUGAAAGUGGCCGAUUUCGGGAUGGCCCGAGAAUAUGAACUUAAUCCUCGGCUAUAUACGCCAGCUGUAAUGACACGCUGGUACCGGGCACCUGAAAUACUGCUGCUGCUGAAAGAAUACUCCUACCCUGUCGACAUAUGGAGUAUUGGGUGCAUCUUCGCUGAAUUAGUUACCUUGCGGCCACUGUUUCCCGGCUCAUCUGAAUUGGAUCAGAUGACCAAGAUAUUCAAGACUUUGGGGACGCCCUCAGAUUCAAUUUGGCCGGGUUUCAGCGAAUUACGAAUGGUCAAAAAUAUUAUGUUCGACAAAUAUCCUCCGGGCGGGUUAAGAAAAAAAAUAAGUCAGGAUCUGCUUUCAGAAGACGGGCUGUCUUUACUGCAAUGCCUUUUGACAUUUGAUCCAUCAAAAAGGAUCACAGCAGCUGCUGCUUUAGUGCAUGCGUAUUUCGAGGAGCAGCCGGUGGCGGUGGAGCCGGCCAUGUUCCUGACUUUGCCCGCUCGCGGCGCUGUCAGGCCCGGGUAA